Molecule: messenger RNA, 646 nt
Organism: Tilletiaria anomala UBC 951
Lineage: Eukaryota; Fungi; Basidiomycota; Exobasidiomycetes; Georgefischeriales; Tilletiariaceae
Exons: 1
Coding region: 195-524 (109 amino acids)
Source: RefSeq, a predicted model, not a curated record
UUCCGCGAGCACACACCCUUACGCGACGUGUCACAGUGCCGUCACGUAGCGAGCACUUGCAAUUCUGUCAGUACAGCAGGGGCCAAGAUGCCAGGGUUGGGUGUUUGUUCCCUUGCAGGUUAUUAAAGGCUCUCGUAAAGAGCAUUGUAGGUGGCCCCUGAGUGGAGUGUCUGGAUGUCGAACUACUUCACCACAUGUGCUCCAGAAAGAUACCUACCUGCGCCAACGCUGUCCGUAUGCGUGAACUGGCCGCCUGCACCCCCUGCGCCGUUGCCUCUGGUCUGCGUCUGCGGCAAGGAGGGGACGCACGGAGGGCAAGUCUCAGCCAAGUCAUAUUUGUCCUUGCUUGUUGCCAAUCGCGGCCAGACCCAGCUAACUUUUGUUCUGUGGUUGCCCUCUCCACGGCCAAGGCGCUUCUUCUGCCCACCCGCAGCCAGGCCUGCAGCAGCAAUCAUAAAGCAGCAGGGAUAAGCCAUCUGACUCGGGCGUUCAGGUUUGGCUGUACCAGCCGGCGCGGGGUGUGAUCUCGGUUCCGGCUGCUCUCACUACCGCAUUGUCGCAAUGGUUCGCAAGCGUGAAGUCCGUUUAGGCAUCACUGCCGAACCCAACCAGGAGGUUCUUCAAUGCAGAUUAUCAUGAAACUGAA